Botrytis byssoidea is the source of this 1896-nucleotide messenger RNA. RefSeq lists its product as uncharacterized. The transcript has a single exon. The record is from RefSeq and is a predicted model, not a curated record. Lineage: Eukaryota; Fungi; Ascomycota; Leotiomycetes; Helotiales; Sclerotiniaceae. The coding region runs from base 1 to 1896 and encodes 631 amino acids.
AUGUCACAAUCGUCACGAACAGCCGCGAUAACCUCGAAGCAAUCGCGAUUAUAUAGUGACAACGAAACACGAUUCAGCGAUUCCAGUGCGGCAACCUCCUCUACGAUACGACCGAGAAAUAGAAGACUGAUAAGUACGGAACAAGAAUUGGUGAGCACAACAAGCAGCAGGGGGAGCAGUCCGGGUGGAAGUGCCAGAGGAGUGAGCCCGAUCCCUUCAAGACAUCCUUCAAGGAGGGUAGGCGAUAAUGGCGCUCAAUCCGCAGAAAGUGCUUUAGGAACAUCUGCGGUAGGGAGAGGAGAUCAGAAAAUUGGGUCAGGGAAUGCUGGAGCAUGGGGUAGUGGGUGGUCGAAUUCUUGGAGUACAUUACAAGGACUUGCGAGUUCGGUGCUAGGUGAUUUGGGGGAUUUAGUAACAGAUGAGGGCGAAGGUAGUGCCAGGAAGACAGUCAGUUUGGAUAGACCCAAAGCUAGAAGGAAAGAUAGCUCCGUGAAGAAGUUGUUUGAACUACCUCAUGGUGCAUGGGGACCCGCAGAACAAAAGAAGAGGAAUGAAGCUGUUAUUGGCUCGGGGAGUCAAUCGGAAAGAGAGGCAGCUUUACGGACACAAAAAAUGACGAGACUUCUCGAAAACCACACAGAUCUAAAUGGGGCAGUUGAUACAAAUGGAAAUUACAAACGGAGAACGUCCAUGGAUGAGGCUACAACUAGAACACAAGAUGAUGAAGGUGAUGCGCUGGUCUAUAUACACCAUGUGCAGAAAGAGGAUACGCUUGCGGGAGUUAUAUUACGAUAUAAUUGUCAACCUAUGGUAUUUCGAAAAGCCAAUAGAUUUUGGCCAAAUGACUCUAUACAAACUCGACAAGUGGUUGUGCUACCAGUAGAUGCUUGUGCAAUCAAAGGACGUCCUUGUAACCCAUCUCAGGUUCUGAGUCAAGGGGUCGAUUUACUUGCUCCAACGCCGAGUUUAGAGGAUGCCCCAGAAGUGUGGCCACCCAGAUCAGAGACACCGACAGAACGACCGGAGGAAAAUCCGUGGGAACAUGUACGAUGGGUUCUCCUUGAUUCAUCUCCAAAUUCUAAACCAGUCGAGAUUGCACGUAUGCCUAGAAGAACCCUGGGGUAUUUUCCACCACCGCGAAGAAAGAGUCAGGCUACCAAUUCUAUCGCAUCUACCCCUCGUGCUUCUUAUGAUCUUCCGCGCGGGUCUUCAGGCGAACAAGUUAGUAGCCCUGCAAGCACAACUUCUCGAAGACUGAGUAAUCUAGGACCUCGACCUUCUCAAUCUACCGGUGGAAGCUAUUUCCCUCCGAUUGGUUCAGCUAAUCGGUCUCGUCGAGAAAGUGUAGGUGAAGCCGCGGAUCGACUAGGAUGGCUUCGGGGACCUGGCGGCGUAGGAACAUUGGGGAAGAGUGUCACGACUCCUGGACCUGGACAGGAUCCCUUAAAUACAUGGGCGAGAAAACAUAUACCCGGGAUUACAAUCGAUUCUCUACCUUCUUCCUCAGUUCUUGAAUCUGAAAUCCCUUUUGGAUUCAGAGAUGAACUCGCAAGUAUUGCUGAGGGUUCAUAUAGUCCUGCAAGCGGAUCGGUUACGCCUAGUAAUUUGGGGGGCUCCGGGAUUGGUCUGGAAAAUGCAGCAGCGGCGAUUGAAGGUUGGGUUAGAAGAUUAGCUGUUAAAAACCCGGGAACACCAAAUGUAGGCGGUUCAUCGACGGAUGGGCCUGGAGAUCUUAUAGAAUUAUUAGAUGGGACUGGAAGUGAUGACGGUAGGGGUUUUGAACUUUCGCCGGGUAAAUUGAGGAAUAGUUCAUUAAAUAGAAGUGGAACUUCUGGGAGAGAAGAUUUAGAGGGUGCAGUGAGAGGGAGAGGUGUUAAGGGGGGGAAGAAGGAUUAA